AUGUCCGAGCAACUUAAGGUAUCGCCAGCGAGCAGAUCGCUUCUCAACGACAAGUGGGAUGUUGUCCUAUCCAACUUGGUGGUUAAAUCCGGCCUAGGUUUGGGUGCCGGUGUUGUGGCAUCUGUACUCUUUUUCAAACGUCGUGCAUUUCCAGUGUGGAUAGGCAUUGGUUUCGGGCUUGGCAGGGGCUACGCCGAGGGUGAUGCCAUUUUCCGUUCUUCUGCUGGUUUGAGAACUGUGAAAGCUUAG
This is a messenger RNA of Lachancea meyersii CBS 8951, 249 nucleotides long. The record is from the annotation of a GenBank genome assembly. Lineage: Eukaryota; Fungi; Ascomycota; Saccharomycetes; Saccharomycetales; Saccharomycetaceae.